AUGGCUACAAUCACACAGACCGAGCCCGCGCUCUCCGUGUGGGCUGUCGCAAACCCUACGCAGAAGCCUUUGAAGAUUGACGGCACAGACGAGACCUACGGUGAUUGGCGGGAUGAUCUGGUUCGCGAUGGUUACGCAAUCAUCAAGGGAGCUAUCCCAGCCGAUAAAGUAGAGAGCUACGCGGAUCGCAUGUACUCACUUAUCGAGGGAUUUGAGCUUGGAUACAACCGCAACGACUCAUCGACGGUCCAUCCCGACAAGCUGCCAGUCAUUAAUGAAAAGGGCAUGCUCUUUACAUAUGCUGCUUGCCACGAGGACUUUGUCUGGGACAUACGCAGCGAGCCCGGUAUCGUCAAUGCAUUCGAGAAAGUAUAUCAGGACGAGGACUUAAUCGUGUCCUUUGAUGCUAUCAACUAUGGCUUCGCUAACCGCACAAACCUUCCUAAGAACUCGCCAUGGCCUCACCAGGACCAGGAUCCUGAGAAGCCAGGUUUCCGCUGCCUGCAGGGUCUUGUUAAUUUGCACCGCGCUGGUCCUAACGAUGGUGGACUGAUCGUGUGCAAGGGAGCUCACUUGCUUAGUGAGCAAUUCCACAAGGACAUGAAGGAUGAGAAGCGCAUCCCCGCCUGGACCCCAGAAUGGUACGGAUACACUGGUGCAGGCAUGAAGUGGCUUGAGGAGCACGGCUGCGAGUGGUACAAGGUCGAGGCUGAGGCUGGCGACCUGAUCGUCUGGGACUCAAGAACCCCCCAUUACAACGUACCUACAACCUCUGAUGUCGACCGCCUAUGUGUGUAUACUUGUUACAUGCCAGUCAAGGAUGCCACACAAGAAGAGCUUGUUCGCAAGAAGGAUGCUUUCGAGAAGCGUCUUGGCACAACUCACUGGCCAAAUGCCAGGAAUAUUGGCUGGAACGAGGCCAAGAGGAAUGGUAAAUUGGACAAGAUCCAGCGCGCAAGGCCUUGGAAGGAACCGAACCUUAGCGAGAGGGCUUCAAAGCUGACAGGCAUCCCAUAUAUUAAGGCUUCUGAAUAA
Bipolaris zeicola 26-R-13 is the source of this 1035-nucleotide messenger RNA. RefSeq lists its product as uncharacterized. The transcript is spliced from 2 exons. Bases 1 to 1035 code for a protein of 344 amino acids. The record is from RefSeq and is a predicted model, not a curated record. NCBI's taxonomy places the organism in Eukaryota, Fungi, Ascomycota, Dothideomycetes, Pleosporales, Pleosporaceae.